GUAUUCAAAUCGAUGGCGGGGCCGACGGUUGUGGGAGGUUGCGCUGCCGCCGGCUUCUCGGGGGCUGAGUGUCGCCUUGCGCCGCCAUGCCGGGCACCGGGCGCUGACAGACCUUCGGGCCCAGUGGGAGGAAUGGAAAAUCAGGGUGUGCCUCCCGGGCCUUAUCGGGCCACCAGGCUGUGGAAUGAAGUUACCACAUCUUUUCGAGCGGGAAUGCCUCUAAGGAAACACAGGCAACACUUUAAAAAAUAUGGCAAUUGUUUUACAGCAGGAGAAGCAGUAGACUGGCUUUAUGACCUAUUAAGAAAUAAUAGCAAUUUUGGUCCUGAGGUUACAAGGCAACAGACUAUCCAGCUAUUGAGAAAAUUUCUUAAGAACCAUGUCAUUGAAGAUAUCAAAGGCAAAUGGGGAUCAGAAAAUCUUGAUGACAACAGUCAGCUAUUCAGAUUUCCUGCAAAUUCUCCACUUAAAACUCUUCCACGAAGGCAUCCAGAAUUGAGAAAAAACAGAAUAGAGAACUUUUCCAAAGAUAAAGAUAGUAUUUUUAAAUUACGAAACUUAUCUCGGAGAGCUCCUAAAAAGCAUGGAUUACAUUUCUCUCAGGAAAAUGCAGAGAAAAUGAACUGUGAAAUAAUCAAUGAACAUCAAGAAAACUCCAUUGAUAAUAGAGAAAUAAGCCAGAAAGAUGUUGAAGAAGCUUGGAGAUAUGUUAUUCUGAUCUACCUGCAAACAAUUUUAGGUGUGUCAUCCCUAGAAGAAGUCAUAAAUCCCAAGCAAGUAAUUCCUCAAUGUAUAAUGUACAACAUGACCAAUACAAGUAAGCACGGAGUAGUUAUACUGCAAGACAAAUCAGAUGACCUUCCUCACUGGGUAUUAUCUGCCAUGAAGUGCCUAGCAAAUUGGCCAAGAAGUAAUGAUAUGAAUAAUCCAACUUAUGUUGGAUUUGAACGAGAUGUAUUCAGAACAAUUGCAGAUUAUUUUCUAGAUCUCCCUGAACCUCUACUUACCUUUGAAUAUUAUGAAUUAUUUGUGAACAUUUUGGUUGUUUGUGGCUACGUCACAGUUUCAGAUAGACCCAGUGGGAUACAUAAAAUCCAAGAUGAUCCACAGUCUUCAAAAAUCCUUCACUUAAACAGUCUGAAUUCCUUCAAAUCAACUGAGUGUCUUCUUCUCAGUCUGCUUCAUAAAGACAAAAACAAAGAAGAAUCAGAUACUACUGAGAGACUGCAGAUAAGUGAUCAAGGAUUUCAAGAAAACUAUGCUAAGAAAAUGCAGCUAGUUAAUUUAAAAAACAGAAGAGCCAGUGUUAAUGACAUAAUGGGAGGAAGUUGUCAUAAUUUAAUAGGCUUAAGUAGUAUGCAUGUUCUAUCCUCUAGCAUCAAACCAAGGUGCUAUUCAUUAGAAGGAAUUAUAGAUUUACCAGGGAGUUCAAGUAAAGAGGUCUCCAGUGUCUUCCAUCAAUCUGUUCUGAACAUAAAAGGACAAAAUAAUAAACAAUUUUUAGAGUCUGAGACCAAACAGGAAUCCCUAAUGCAUCUUCAUUCAGAGGAAAGUAUUCAAAAACCACUCUGUGUUGGUUUUAAAAGAACCUCUACUUUGACCGUUCAAGACCAAGAGGAGUUAUGUAAUGGAAAGUGCAAGUCAAAACAGCUUUGUAGAUCUCAGAGUUUACUUUUAAGAAGUAGUACAAGAAGGAAUAGUUAUAUUAAUAUGCCAGUGGCUGAAAUUAUCAUGAAACCAAAUCUUGGACAAGGCAGCACAAGUGUGCAAACAGCUAUGGAAGGUGAACUCGGAGAGUCUAGUACCACAGUCAAUAAAAGACUCUGCAAAAGUACAAUAGAACUUUCAGAAAACUCUUUACCUCCAGCUUCCUCUAUGUUGACUGGCACACAAAGUUUGCUACAACCUCAUUUAGAGAGGGUUGCCAUCGAUGCACUACAGUUGUGUUGUUUGUUACUUCCCCCACCAAAUCGUAGACGGCUUCAACUUUUAAUGCGCAUGAUUUCGCGAAUGAGUCAAAAUGUUGAUAUGCCCCAACUUCAUGAUGCAAUGGGUACAAGGUCACUGAUGAUACAUACUUUCUCUCGGUGUGUGUUACGCUGUGCUGAAGAAGUAGAUCUUGAUGAGCUUCUUGCUGCACGAUUAGUUUCUUUCUUGAUGGAUCAUCAACAGGAAAUUCUCCAAGUACCCUCUUACCUACAGACUGCAGUGGAGAAACAUCUUGACUACUUAAGAAAGGGCCAUAUUAAAAAUCCUGGAGAUGGAGUGAUUGCUCCUUUGCCAACUUAUUCAUACUGUAAACAAAUUAGUGCUCAGGAGUUUGAUGAACAAAAAGUUUCUACCUCUCAAGCUGCAGUUGCAGAACUUUUAGAGAAUAUUAUUAAAAAUAAGAGUUUGCCUGUAAAGGAGAAAAGGAAAAAACUAAAACAGUUUCAGAAGGAAUAUCCCUUGAUAUAUCAGAAAAGAUUUCCAACCUCUGAAAGUGAAGCAGCACUUUUUGGUGACAAACCUACAAUCAAGCAACCAAUGCUAAUUUUAAGAAAACCAAAGUUUCGUAGUUUAAGAUACUAAUUGAAUUGAAAAUUAUGUAAUACUUGUGGAACUUUGGUAAGUGAAGCCAUAUCUAAGAAUUCAGCUACUAAAAAGGAAGUCUCUUUAUCAAUAAGGUUUUUCUAAAUAGAACAUUAUGUAACGAAGUGCCAAAAUAGUUUUUAUCAAUGUGAAACUGCUGAGAAACUAGUGAAUCUCAAUGGAGAGCAAGUGACAAUAGGUGAUACCAAAUAUUUUAAUCAGAAAUAAUCUUUUGUUUUUUAUACAACUAUCUGGAAAAGCUAUCAUAAUGUGUGCUAAAGUUUCAUUUACUUGAAUUUUGAAAAAUGACAUUUGCUCUUCAAGAUUAAGCUGUAAUUCUUUAAAAAAAAAAAAAAACAACUUAUCUGCAUGUGCUUAUGGAUGUUAGCUUAAAGAACUAGUUGUUUAGGAUUACUUUUGUUUCUAAGUGUAAGAAUGUGAAGAAUAUUUGAAAAUUCAAUGAAUUAAUUUUCAACUGCUAAAUAUUGCACUCAUAUGUUCUUUUGCUACUUUUUAUCUAUUUAUAUAUGUAUGUGUUUUUAAAAUAUGAAUAUAUAUUAUAAGACUUUGGUUUGCCUUAAACAUUUACCCUAACUGCUUCAGUCAUUCAUUUUUUCAAUAAAUAUCUUUUGCAUUCUUAUCUUCAUGAAUCUACUAGAAUAUAAAGAUAUGAAAGAAGUAUAAGGCAAUCACGUAUUCAUUUAAAAGAUAUUUAUUUAGCAACUACUAUGUGCCUUUCAUUCUUCAAGAUGUGGAGAGAAAAUGACGAAUAAACCAGAAAACCUCUUCC
This is a messenger RNA of Orcinus orca (killer whale), 3361 nucleotides long. RefSeq names its product DEP domain containing 1 (gene DEPDC1). Bases 13 to 2571 code for a protein of 852 amino acids. The record is from RefSeq and is a predicted model, not a curated record. The transcript is spliced from 12 exons. NCBI's taxonomy places the organism in Eukaryota, Metazoa, Chordata, Mammalia, Artiodactyla, Delphinidae. Gene Ontology annotation, cellular component: nucleus; transcription repressor complex. Gene Ontology annotation, biological process: intracellular signal transduction.